This is a messenger RNA of Erinaceus europaeus (western European hedgehog), 1391 nucleotides long. RefSeq names its product proline rich 15 like (gene PRR15L). NCBI's taxonomy places the organism in Eukaryota, Metazoa, Chordata, Mammalia, Eulipotyphla, Erinaceidae. The record is from RefSeq and is a predicted model, not a curated record. Bases 235 to 537 code for a protein of 100 amino acids. The transcript is spliced from 2 exons.
GAGCAGGUACCCGCUCCUGCACCUGUUUCUCUUGCACCUGCUGUGCAGCUGCUCCUCCCCGGCUCGGCUCUCCUGGCUUGAGCCUGGCCUGGCACGACACCCUGGAGGCACCCCCAGCGCCCCCAACUCUCCCUCUGGGGCAGCUCCUACACUCAGCUCCUUCUCUAAGGAAGGUCUGCCUCCUACCCAGAGCAGCCAGGAUUACAGAAAGCCCCACCCUCAGCAAGGCACGCCAUGACAGAAGUUGGUUGGUGGAAGCUGACCUUUCUCCGGAAAAAGAAAUCUACUCCCAAGGUGUUGUAUGAGAUCCCUGACACCUAUGCCCAAACAGAGGGCUGCGCAGAGCCCCCUCGGCCAGACAGUGGGAGCCCCAACAGUGACUUUGACACCCGCCUUGAGAAGAUCGUGGACAAGAGCACAAAAGGCAAGCAUGUCAAAGUCUCCAACUCGGGUCGUUUCAAGGAGAAGAAAAAAGUGCGGGCCACCCUGGCAGAGAACCCCAACCUCUUUGAGGACAGGGAGGGUAAAGGACAGUGAAGGGGGGCAAGAAGGAGGUUAGGACCUCCCCGCUCCCUGCCAUCAGCUGGAUCUGAUAGGAGCUUGCUACCCUGGCCUCUGGGGCCACAGCUAAAACACAGGGGCUGUGGAUGCCUGCUGGACGCCUGCUGGCAGGAAAUGUCUGUGUUUAGGUUUGUAUUUAUGCACCUCAGCUGUCUGGAAGGCCUGGGGGAGCCCAGGUUCCUCUACCUCCCACACCAUAUACAAAAGUACUCCAGCUGACAAAUGAAAAGUCCCACCUUGCAAGGACAGCCCUCUCUGAAGUAGUGACAGUGCCAGCCAGAAGGUGGGCUUGGCAAGUGUGGAGCUGAGCAGACUUCACCUCCUCACAGGGCACAGGGUCAGGGGUGAGUGUGAAUUGCUGUUCCCUCAACUUUCUCUACCGGCAACUAUUUCUUGGACCUAUUCUGAGAGGACAUUUUCCAGAAGCCAUGUGAUGAGGGAGGCGACUUCCUGGAGCUGGAGGCAGAGACACUGAACUUGAGUUCACCUUCUAACAGGAGUAGGAAACUUCUGGAAACUUAACUCCCAGGUGCCCAAGGGGAGGAGGAUCCUGGUGCUCCCUGGGGGACUGCAGAAGAACCCCCCUAGGUUCCUGUAUAUACCCUCAAAGGGAAGUCAUGCUGGCCCAGUGACAUAAACCAGGAAGGGGUUAGGAAAUCUCUGUUUAGGGGCAAAGAACAGUCUUCUGUUCUCUUCUCUCCUCCCUCCACUAGUAUUUAAGAUGGAUCAGCCCCAGAUAUGAGUCCUGGAGCCUCGAAUUUUCCUUUAAAAAAUAAUAACUGUAGGUUUCUCUUUUUGUAAUAAACGACACUGCAAAAGCAGAGAGCUUA